Molecule: messenger RNA, 4546 nt
Organism: Homo sapiens (human)
Lineage: Eukaryota; Metazoa; Chordata; Mammalia; Primates; Hominidae
Gene: WDR48
Product: WD repeat domain 48
Exons: 18
Coding region: 11-2134 (707 amino acids)
Biological process (GO): DNA damage response
Cellular component (GO): cytoplasm; late endosome; nucleus
Source: RefSeq, a predicted model, not a curated record
AACAUGCAAGAUGGCGGCCCAUCACCGGCAGAACACAGCAGGGCGGAGGAAAGUGCAGGUUUCCUAUGUUAUUCGAGAUGAAGUGGAGAAGUACAACCGAAAUGGAGUCAAUGCUCUGCAGCUGGAUCCAGCACUAAAUAGACUUUUCACAGCCGGUCGAGACUCUAUCAUAAGAAUAUGGAGUGUCAAUCAGCACAAGCAAGAUCCAUAUAUAGCAUCUAUGGAACACCAUACUGAUUGGGUAAACGACAUUGUACUCUGUUGUAAUGGGAAAACAUUAAUAUCUGCUUCUUCUGACACGACAGUAAAAGUAUGGAAUGCACACAAGGGAUUUUGCAUGUCAACAUUAAGGACACAUAAGGAUUACGUAAAGGCCUUAGCAUAUGCCAAGGAUAAAGAACUAGUAGCAUCAGCUGGGUUGGACAGACAAAUAUUCCUUUGGGAUGUGAAUACUCUAACAGCAUUGACUGCCUCAAAUAACACUGUCACAACUUCUUCUUUAAGUGGAAACAAAGAUUCCAUUUAUAGCCUGGCCAUGAAUCAACUGGGAACAAUCAUUGUAUCAGGGUCCACUGAAAAGGUGUUACGGGUAUGGGAUCCAAGAACAUGUGCAAAACUAAUGAAGCUUAAAGGGCACACGGAUAAUGUGAAGGCAUUGCUAUUAAACAGAGAUGGCACGCAAUGCCUGUCAGGCAGUUCUGAUGGGACAAUUCGCCUUUGGUCCCUUGGCCAGCAGAGAUGUAUAGCAACAUACCGAGUCCAUGAUGAAGGUGUUUGGGCGCUGCAAGUCAAUGAUGCCUUCACACAUGUGUAUUCUGGUGGAAGGGACAGGAAGAUUUAUUGUACAGACCUAAGAAACCCUGACAUUCGGGUGCUAAUUUGUGAAGAAAAAGCACCAGUUCUCAAGAUGGAGCUUGAUAGAUCAGCUGAUCCUCCUCCUGCAAUUUGGGUUGCAACAACUAAGUCUACAGUAAAUAAAUGGACUUUGAAAGGAAUUCAUAAUUUUAGAGCCUCUGGAGAUUAUGACAAUGACUGUACAAAUCCUAUAACACCUCUUUGUACACAACCUGACCAGGUUAUUAAAGGGGGUGCUAGUAUUAUUCAGUGCCACAUUCUUAAUGAUAAGAGACAUAUAUUAACCAAAGAUACCAAUAAUAAUGUGGCAUAUUGGGAUGUAUUGAAGGCAUGUAAAGUUGAAGAUCUGGGCAAAGUGGAUUUUGAAGAUGAAAUUAAGAAAAGAUUUAAAAUGGUGUAUGUGCCAAAUUGGUUCUCAGUAGACUUAAAAACAGGGAUGUUAACUAUUACUUUGGAUGAAAGUGAUUGUUUUGCUGCCUGGGUUUCUGCAAAAGAUGCUGGUUUCAGCAGCCCUGAUGGGUCAGAUCCAAAAUUGAAUUUAGGAGGACUUUUACUCCAAGCACUCCUGGAAUAUUGGCCUAGAACACAUGUGAAUCCAAUGGAUGAAGAGGAAAAUGAAGUAAACCAUGUAAAUGGGGAGCAGGAGAACCGAGUGCAGAAGGGAAAUGGAUAUUUUCAAGUGCCCCCACAUACACCCGUGAUCUUUGGUGAAGCUGGAGGUCGCACACUGUUCAGGCUGCUCUGCCGAGAUUCCGGGGGUGAGACUGAGUCUAUGCUUCUUAAUGAAACAGUGCCACAAUGGGUAAUUGACAUCACUGUGGAUAAAAAUAUGCCCAAAUUCAACAAAAUUCCUUUCUACCUCCAACCUCAUGCAUCUUCAGGAGCAAAAACCUUAAAAAAAGAUAGACUCUCUGCUAGUGACAUGCUCCAAGUCCGAAAAGUUAUGGAACAUGUUUAUGAAAAAAUUAUCAACUUGGAUAAUGAGUCUCAAACCACUAGCUCUUCUAAUAAUGAAAAACCAGGAGAACAGGAAAAAGAAGAAGAUAUUGCUGUGUUGGCAGAGGAGAAAAUUGAACUUUUGUGCCAGGACCAGGUAAGUGGACUUGAGGACUACAGCCCCAAUUUUUCCAGUGCUGGUGCUCAUAAAGAGUUACAUGCCUUUGGGUGGGGGGCUUCUACUUUUAGAGGGGCUCUAAGGAGCCCUGGGCCUCUCCUACCUAAAGCCCACCCUAAAGCUCCUCUUUACUGCUGGGGAGAUUUUCAGAGAAGGGAUACAUAGACAAAUGUGGAUGUGCUGGUAGCUUUUUUUUCUGACAAGAAAAAAGACACAUGGUCUUCUUGAUUUGCAAAAAGCAUGUGCCAUGUUUAUGAUUUAGAGUGAAGGUGUGCGGAGAAAUGGCAGAACUGUUUUUUAAAUCAAGAUGCACUCAAAACGUAUCCUCAGAGGAAUGGCUGAAAGAUGGCCUGGUGUUUCUGGCAUAGUCACAAAAGAUGUACAUCUCACUAAGCUCAAUUUCAUUCCCGCAUGCAUGGAAGCCGUGACAGCAAGAAUUGGAUACCAGGCAUAGGGGAGGAGUGAGCAAGCUGGAUCACCUGAUGAGAGUCCCUGAGUUAAUGAUAAGGUUUUAGAUAUUAGAGACUUUGAAAUUUUUAAAUUUAAUUUUGGCUAUUCAGGUUUUGGAUCCAAAUAUGGACCUUCGAACAGUGAAACACUUCAUAUGGAAGAGCGGUGGAGACCUCACCCUCCAUUACCGUCAGAAGUCCACGUGAAGGCUGGGCUAAUGCUCCUGGAUAUUCAUUUACGACCUUCCUCUAUGGCCCCAAGAGUAGUCCUAGGAAGCCCACUGAUCCCCAACGGGAGCAAGACUUCUAACGGCUGAUUGGUAUGGACCGAGAUUAUCUUUCAAUUGAAGUGACUAAUCGAGAUGUAAUAUAGAAACCAGUCUCCAUGUGUAGAUUAAGCUGUCCCCAGGGAAGCAGAGUGCAAGAGCAGAAGAGCCCCAAGCAGACUAUGUCUUUCAAGAUGUACAGAAGACUGACAACAGGCCAGUGCAGACUUUGCUUCCUCCUUUUGUUUCAAAGGACCUUAUCUACCCAUUAACACUUGUUAGAGACACCUCAGUCGGGCCACAACUGUCUCUGUUUCAACUUUAAGCCCACACACUCUGUAGCUUUUCUAAAACAGUACAUUCCAUUCAUGCAGUAGAUAUGAAGGCUUUUUCCAAGUUUGUCAUAUAAAGUAAUCAAAUUGUUUUCACCGUUUAAGACAGUUAUUUUUAAUGGGAAUUUGCUGUUGCACAAUUUGAGAACCAGCCCAUUUCAUAAUAAAAGAUUAAUGUUGGGCUUGUUGUUAAUAUUGCAUCUCAGAUGUGUUCUUGUAGGAAGAUCUGUUGAAAUUCCAGGUGCUGGAUCAUAGCACUUGGACUGUUGGGCCGGAGUUUGUGCAGCCCAUGCCUAGCGAUGCUGCACCUCCCAUGAUGUCCUGGCUUUGUGGCAACCCCAGGGAGGUGCAGCAGUUUCACUCCUUCCUCCACUGUGUCCAGUUUUAUUUACACAAAGCGAGCUGAGACCACAGGUUCUUGCUCUGGAUGAGCAGCAUGACACCAUCAAAAUUUAAGACCAUGAUGAAAUUUCAGUUUCAUUCAAAUGUUACCUAAAAUUUAUGGUGUCAGAAUAAAGGGAGAUCAUAGUGAGUUAAUUUGAUAUUCAUAUCCUGGAAGUAUACAUAUUUGUUUUUCCAAAGUUUUAUAUGCAGGUUUUUGUUGUACCUGUAUCCAGAUCUUCUUUUCACUGUUCUAACAAUCUAACACUUUCAUAGAAUCAUUUGGAUCUUGUAUAGAGUGUAACUUAUUGGGGAUAAACACUUCAACUUUUGGCAGAAAAUACUUUGGAUUCUCCCCAAGGUCAUUUGUAUUCAGAGUAAAUCAGUGGUCCACCCCCAUAAAACUGUAAGACAAGCCUCCUGUAUGAAGCCAGAAGCACAAGUGCCUUCAGAGGGCAGUUGAUUCCAGUCCAGUUGCCUCCCUAGCUUGUGUGUGGCCUGCCUCCACCAUAGCAGGGACUAGGGAGGGAGGCAGGGAACGUUUUUUCUUUUCUACAUCUUCACAGGUUCGGCUGGGGGCAGCUGAUAGGCCUAAGGCCAUACCUUACUAUUUAAGAUACUCUGAUCGCACAACUGCAGAGACAGGGUUCCCUCACUGCUAGUCAGCUUCUUUUGGAAACUGGACAGGCCAUUGCCACCUGCACUUUGAAGAAGUGAGCAAAGACGUGGCCACAUUUCUAAUAAGUUGAAAUGGUCUUUCUCCCUUCCUCAGAGAGCAACCAGCUUCUUUUUUUUUAAAAGUCCUUUCUAUCUGUUGGAUACAACAGUGUGCUUUUGGUGCACAUUUUUUAGCAAUAGUUGUGAAUUAAUGGCAAAGAAAAAAAAAAUUAUUUACCAGCCCUCAGUUGUGUUUGCCCGAGGGGCCUUUGAGCAAAGAAAUGGGUUUUGCUGGGUCAUUUUGCCCUGUGUGCUAAGCCUUGGGUGGCUGCAUUCCCCUCCUGUCAUAGAUCUGACCCCCAGCAUGAUUGUAUUUCUUUCCCCUCCAGUCAAACCGUAAUACAGUUUCCAGAAAAUUCGACAGUCUGCAAUGCCAAAAGGGUAAAAAUCUGUAUUUCACAGUUGUAUAGAAUAAAGGCUUUAGUUAAAAUA